This is a messenger RNA of Dioszegia hungarica, 1509 nucleotides long. RefSeq names its product putative NADH-ubiquinone oxidoreductase 51 kDa subunit. The coding region runs from base 1 to 1509 and encodes 502 amino acids. Gene Ontology annotation, molecular function: NADH dehydrogenase (ubiquinone) activity; NAD binding; 4 iron, 4 sulfur cluster binding. The record is from RefSeq and is a predicted model, not a curated record. The transcript is spliced from 6 exons. Lineage: Eukaryota; Fungi; Basidiomycota; Tremellomycetes; Tremellales; Bulleribasidiaceae.
AUGCGACCCGCUACACUACUCAUGCGCACACCGCGCACCAUCCCCCGAUCAGCACCAUCACUUGGGGUGCGCGCUCGAUCGCUUGCCACAGUCGCCGAUCCGCCAGUGCGCCGCUACGGCGGGCUCAAGGAUCAAGAUCGGAUCUUCACCAACCUCUUCUGCCGCCAUGAUCACGGUAUCAAGGGCGCGCAGAGCCGAGGAGACUGGCACAAGACCAAAGAGAUCUUGUUGAAGGGCGAUUCAUGGAUUAUUCAGACAAUGAAGGAUUCGGGCCUGAGAGGUCGAGGCGGAGCUGGGUUCCCGAGUGGUUUGAAGUGGUCUUUCAUGAACAAGCCUGGAUGGGAGAAGGAUAAGCGGCCACGAUACUUGGUCGUCAAUGCCGAUGAGGGAGAGCCGGGAACUUGCAAGGAUCGCGAGAUCAUGCGAGGUGACCCGCACAAGCUCGUCGAGGGGUGUCUCGUAGCGGGACGUGCCAUGAACGCGACAGCAGCCUACAUCUACAUUCGAGGAGAAUUCUACCAGGAGGCCGGACACGUCCAGCAGGCGAUCGACGAGGCGUACAAGGCUGGCUUUAUCGGCAAGAACGCCUGCGGCUCGGGCUACGACUUUGACGUCUACCUCCACCGAGGUGCCGGAGCCUACAUCUGCGGAGAAGAGACCGCUCUCAUCGAGUCGCUGGAGGGCAAGCAGGGGAAGCCUCGGCUCAAGCCCCCAUUCCCUGCCGAUGUCGGUCUCUUCGGUUGUCCGUCCACCGUCGCCAAUGUCGAGACCAUCGCCGUCGCCCCCACGAUCGCUCGUCGAGGCGGCAGCUGGUUUGCCGGAUUCGGACGCGAGCGGAACAGCGGGACCAAGCUGUUCUGCGUUUCCGGACACGUCAACAACCCUUGUGUCGUCGAGGAGGAGAUGAGUAUCCCGCUGCAGGAGCUGCUGGAGAAGCACUGUGGAGGUAUCAGGGGUGGAUGGCAGAAUUUGAAGGGGAUUAUCCCGGGAGGAUGCUCGGUACCAGUCAUCCCAAGGGAGACUUGUGAGCAGGUGUUGAUGGACUACGACUCCCUCAAAGACGCUCAGACAUCACUCGGUACCGGCGCCGUCAUCGUCAUGGACCAAACCACCGACAUGAUUUCAGCCAUCGCCCGAUUCGCCAAGUUCUACAAGCACGAGUCGUGCGGUCAGUGCACACCGUGCCGAGAGGGUACCACUUGGAUGAUGAACAUGAUGGACAGGAUGGUGGAGGGACGAGCGCAGGAGCGGGAGAUUGACAUGUUGCUGGAGUUGACGAAGCAGGUCGAGGGUCACACCAUCUGCGCGCUCGGUGAUGCUGCCGCAUGGCCCAUCCAGGGUCUGAUGAGACAUUUCCGACCCGAGGUUGAGCAGCGUAUCGCCCAGUUCCACGCCAAGAACGGCCAGGUCCUCUUCGGCGGCAAGCUCCUGUCAGAGACGGAUACCCGAUAUGCUGUUCCUGACAAUCUCGGUGGGGAUGCUCGGCGGUCGAUUGCCUCGCCAGCAUAG